This is a messenger RNA of Diaporthe citri, 1443 nucleotides long. RefSeq lists its product as uncharacterized. Lineage: Eukaryota; Fungi; Ascomycota; Sordariomycetes; Diaporthales; Diaporthaceae. The transcript has a single exon. The record is from RefSeq and is a predicted model, not a curated record. The coding region runs from base 1 to 1443 and encodes 480 amino acids.
AUGCUACCAACCGCGUCACGGGUUCUGCACCGCAGGUACCGUGCAUCUGUCCUCCCGCCUGAACAGGCCGAGGUGCAUCAUGUGCAACCGCUCGGCUGGCAGGAAGAUCCACAGGUGGAAACCUGGAAGCUUGCCGAUCUGGAGUACACAGUGCCGCCGGUGUUUCUACGGCAAAUGCUUGUCUUCAAGACCAACAAGAACGACGACCCAGGCAAAACCACGGAGAGGCUCAUCAAGGCUCUGGGAAUCACUCUGAGCCAGUGCCGCACCCUGACGGGCGUGUUCGAGAAAGAGGCUGGCGAGGUCAAGAUCGUCAGGGCCCGGGGAGCCACGGUCCCUUUUGUUGUGCAACACGACCACUCAGUCUCCCUCCAAGAUCUUCAGUCAAACGGUUUUCCGGAAUCGAUCGUGGGCAGUCAUGCGCAUGAAGACCACGAGAAAGCCAGCAGGGCCGGUAUCUCAUCAAUCACAGAUGGCCAGCCACUGUGCAAGGUCCAGGCCACGUGGAUUCCAGGCGGUUUGGUACUGACUGCCGGAUUCCACCACUACUGCACAGACGGUGCAGGUUUCUGGGCAUUUCUCAGACAGUGGGCGAGCAACUCGUCAGCCCUCAAGAGAAACGCGGAGCUACCUCCAUGGGACCCAGCCUGCCUCGGCCGUCAGCGCCUCAACGGCCGCCUCGUCCCACCAGAGGAGCGCACCGAUCCGCCACCCGAGCCCGAAUCAGCGGCUCCGGCGGUCACGGCUGACCACCAGUGCCGCCUGGUGGUCCUGCACCUCCACAACGCCAACGUCGGCAGGCUCAAGGCCGCCGCAAGCACCCCGGGGCAAGCAGUAUCCGCGUACGACGCCGUGACCGCCCUGCUCUGGCAGGCCCACACCCGCGCCCGGCUCUCCAUCUACGACCCGCGGCCGGACGAGGUCACCUUCCUGGGGCAGGCCGUCGACCUGCGGCCCCGGUUCACCCCGCCGCUGCAGCCCCAGCUCCAGGCCAACGCCAUGCUGGGCGUGCUGACGCCCUUCAUCCCCGUGCGCGACGCCGUCGCCGGCGGGAGCGGCCUCGCCUCGCUGGCGUCUCUCGUCCGCCGGGCGCACAUGGGCGCGACCGAGGACACGGCGCGGGAGAGGGCCGGCGCGGUCGCUGCGCUGCGGGACAAGACGCUGGCGGCGUGGAAAGGGGGAAGGGCGCCGAGGUUUGGCAUGGCCAUGAGCGAUUGGAGGCGGGGAGGGAUCUACGAGGCCGACUUUGGCUGCGGCAAGCCGCUUGCCGUCCGGGCCAUGUACCAACCGGGCCACCCUUGCACGAUCACAGACCUGCCAACCGGAGAGGAGGGUGGGAGGGCGCCCGGCGUGGAGGUGCAGAUUCCGGUCGAGGUUGCGUGCCUGGAUCGGUUUGUGAAAGACGCUGAGCUGCUGCAGUAUGCUACUGUAGUCAGUGUGUAG